UGCAAACAAAAAGUAAAAGAAUAUAACAAAAAAAUUUAUAAAAAAUUUCGAUCACUUUCGACACUUUCUAGGACUUUUUCACGAUAACAUGCUCUCAUGAAAUAAAAUAUAUUCAACAAAAAAAAAAUAAAAUGCCGAAGCCCAAAGUAAUAAAAAAACGUUUGACACCUCGAAUCGACGCAGUCUCAGUGCUCUAUAGUGUCGACAACCAACCAUUAGAAAAUUGGGAUACAAAAGUUCGAAACGGACAUAUAAAACGCAUCCAUGAUGAAGAACUUCAGUGCAUGGUACUGCAAUUAAAAGGAGCAAUGUUAGAUACAACAUACAUUACAACACCAAGCUUUCCCAAAAAUGAGCUGAAUAUGUCACUACCAAUACUAGUGCUUGUAAUUAAAAAUGUUAACGAGCCAGUCUCAUUUGAAAUUCAGGUGGUUGACGGUACAGGAAUAAGACGCCGAUUUCGUUUAGGUACUGGAUUUACAGAAAUGAACUUAAAACCAUACACCUGCGCUUUGCCACUUAAGUUACAACCCGGUUGGAAUUAUUUACAAAUAAAUUUACCGGAUAUAUUAUGGAAAUCCUAUGGUACAGCCUAUUCUGAAACAUCACGUGUAAUGAUACAUCCAAAUUGCUUAUUGCAACGCAUUUAUUUCUGUGAUCGUAUCUGUGCACCGGAACAAAUGCCAAAGGAAUUUAAGUCAUAUUCUGCUUACUGUACUCCGUGAAAGAGUGGUCUUUUUGGUAGUAUGAGGAAGCAAUUGAAAAUGUCUAAACUUCCUAAAAAAAACUUCCUAGUAUCGGUUCUUUUAAGUCCAUAACAGCUUAGAUAGUAAAAUCGCAAUAUUGAAGAAUUACUUGGGCAAUGCAUAAUAGAGCACAAAUUAUUGCAAUAAGUACUGGAACUACAAAUUUAAAGUAUUAAAUAUAA
Messenger RNA from Teleopsis dalmanni, 928 nucleotides. Its product is annotated as cilia- and flagella-associated protein 20-like. NCBI's taxonomy places the organism in Eukaryota, Metazoa, Arthropoda, Insecta, Diptera, Diopsidae. Gene Ontology annotation, biological process: cilium assembly; positive regulation of cell motility; regulation of cilium beat frequency involved in ciliary motility. The record is from RefSeq and is a predicted model, not a curated record. Gene Ontology annotation, cellular component: ciliary basal body; motile cilium. The transcript is spliced from 2 exons. The coding region runs from base 132 to 725 and encodes 197 amino acids.